Messenger RNA from Serendipita indica DSM 11827, 4404 nucleotides. Lineage: Eukaryota; Fungi; Basidiomycota; Agaricomycetes; Sebacinales; Serendipitaceae. The record is from the annotation of a GenBank genome assembly.
AUGUCUCUCUUUCAGAAGAUAUUCAAGAAGCCUAAGAACAGUAAAGAGGUGCAAAACGCAAAUAUCUCUACAGCACCGACGAGUCUUAUAGAAGCCUCCACGAGCACCGCAGCAUCGAUUGCCAUACCAACAAACAACGAUGCUACUGCUCAUGAAAUAGGCCAGAUGGAGAGGCCAAAAACUCCAUCUACUGCCCAAAUAAACGCACAAUCCCAAACUCGGCAAGACGCUGACCGGUCGACCCUCGGAUCCAAGACGGACAAAUGGCUUGCUCGAGCGGCUUUAGUACUUGAUUUGACCAAGAGUGCCGCUGAUGCAGGCGGCCUCGCGCCAUUAAAAGGAGCAUGUGAAGGCAUGGUCACUCUCCUAGGUUCCAUUCAGGCAGUCAAAGAUAACCAGUCCGCCUGGUCCGAGCUCCUGCGGACGGUCCGAGAGCAUAACACGGCACUUCAACGGCAGCUCGACCAGCUGGGCAUCAAGGACAUACUCGAAGAGUGUGAAAAGUCUAUUAGCGGUCCGGUCAUGGAUUAUACUACCACCCUCAAGGAGUUGGUCAUCGAUAUCUGCGUAGAUUCGGGACUCAAGGAAUACGAUAUCGACAAGGGUAUCACCUUGAAGAUACUGGCUCAACGUAUAGGCACUACGAGGCUAGAGGCGGACACCAUCGCUACGUAUCAACGACAAUUGACGGAUGCCAAACGCGGGUUGAUGGAAGCUCUCAUGCUCUAUGUCACAGUGUCGGUGCAGAAGACUGCGGAGAAGGACAUCUUGAAAGAUCUGCGAUCCAAGCCUCGCCAACGUCCACGAGAGUGCCAAUCAGGAACACGCGUUGAGAUACUGGCCAAAUGUGAAGCCUGGUCCAAAGACCUUAAUGCCCCAAAUAUCCUUUGGAUAAAAGCCGCCCCCGGAGCUGGCAAGUCUGCCAUUGCAUCUACAUUGGUGACUACGCUCGGCAUCAAGAGGACACGCCUAGGAUCGAGCUUCUUCUUCAGCCGUCAACAGACGGCAACUAUCACGAUCAGCACGGUCUGGCAAGGUAUCGCGUAUGAUCUAGCACGGCACCCUACCAUUCGCCGACACCUCGCACACAAGAUGGACAAUGAAGAGAUCGACCUAACGGCGCCAAACAUUGACGCUGUCUUUCAUCAGUUGGUCGGAGAGCCACUAUCCAAGAUUGGCACGAUCGUUGGCGAUCAAUCACCUAUAGUUGUCCUCGACGCAUUGGAUGAGUGUGGUGGACUGGAAGGUGUCCGGUCGACAGAAUUUCGCAACCUCAUUCGUACGCUUGCGGCGUGGUCUGAUCUCCCGUCCAGCUGCAAGCUGAUUGUGACAAGUCGCGAAGAGGCCGCGAUAGCAAGGAUCUUUACUGGUCCUAGAACACCAUAUAUGAUCGAUUUGCUCGUCGGAGAAGAGACGAUCAAUCAGUCGAGAAGAGAUAUUCAAGCAUUUCUGAGUGAGGAGCUUAAGGAAACCGCCAAAGAGUACUCUUCUCUGCCUGCAGGAUGGCCUGGGGUAGCUACCAUCGAAGCACUCGCGAUCAAAGCCGACGGGUUGUUCAUUUGGGCAUCAACAUUGGUGGAGUACGUCCGCCGUGGUAAUCCAAAGAAACUUCUAGAGGAGAUAAUGCAUACUGAAAGCAAUAUGGGUAUGAACGCUCUCUACGGCAAAGUUAUCAAUGCGGCUUUCCCUAACGCAGAAAGCCAAACAAUUCAAGAAUUACAGAUGAUACUUGGUGCGAUUAUCGUCGCCAGGACGACUCUGGACAUACGGACAAUUGCUGAGCUCCUUGCAAUCGACCUCUCAACCGUCGAGCACAUAUGCAACGCUCUGCGGCCCGUGCUGGAAAUGAGGGAGGGUGCCCGCUUUCGCCAUCAGUCGUUUGUGGACUUUCUAUUGAACCAGCAAGUAACAGAUUCGGAACUCCAGAUUGUCACGAGCGACUGUAAUCAGAUUCUUGCUGAUCAUUGCCUACGGGUGAUGGCAGAGAGGCUACGAUUCAAUAUUUGCGAGAUUUCGUCGUCAUAUCUACUCAAUAGCGAUAUCUUGAAUGCAGUCUCAUCCAUAGAAGACUACAUCCCAUCCUGUUUACAGUACGCAUCGCGAUAUUGGGUAGACCACUUGGAAGGUACACCUCCGGAUGCAGAAACAAUGGAACGCAUUAGAUACAUCCUCAAGAAUCAUUUCCUCUCUUGGCUCGAGGUCGCAAGUUUAUGCUCAUUUGCACACGCCUUACCGUCUAUCCUAAUUCCAUUGAUCGCGUGGCUGAAGCUAAACAAUGGUGGGAGCCUGAUACCAUUCGCCACGGACAUGCUUCGGUUCACGAACCAUUUCAUUGAACCAAUCUCGUCAAGUGCAGCACAUAUCUAUAUUUCUGCAUUUUCGCUCUCCCCUUCAUCUUCAGAGGUGAAGAGGGAAUACCAGGAUCGUUUCAGAAAUCGGCUGAUCGUUUGUGCUGGCGGUUAUCAAAGCUGGUCGUCACUUGUUCUAACUUUACGUGGUCAUGGCGGGGGUAUCUGGGCUGUUGCAAUCUCUCCAUGCGGUGAUUGCAUCGCCUCUGGCUCGGAGGACAAGACGAUACGGCUGUGGGACGCCGAAACAGGCAAGCAAAUUGGACAGCCACUUGAAGGACAUACGGGACAAGUCAAUUCCGUGACAUUCUCGCCAGAUGGUUGCCGUAUUGUAUCAGGAGCAGGUGACAACACAGUAAGAUUGUGGGAUGCCAAGACAGGCGAGCAGAUCGGACAGCCAUUUCAAGGACAUACAGACUGGGUCAGGUCGGUCGCCUGUUCCCCCGAUGAUCGUCGUAUCGCAUCUGGCUCGGAUGACAUGACAGUCCGAUUGUGGGAUGUAGAGACAGGCCAGCAGGUCGGGCAGUCACUUAUAGGGCACACAGGCUGGGUUAGGUCAGUUGCGUUCUCGCCAGAUGGUUGUCAUAUCGUAUCCGGCUCGAACGAUCAUACAGCACAAUUGUGGGAUAUAAAAACAGGGGAACAGAUGGGGGACCCCUUUAAAGGGCAUACAGGACCGGUCCGGUCAGUCGCAUUCUCGCCAGAUGGUAACCAUGUCAUAUCUGGCUCGGAGGAUCAGACAGUACGAUUGUGGGAUAUAGAAACGGGCAAACAGAUAGGAAAGCCAUUCGAAGGACAUGCAAGCUUUGUCCUUUCGGUCAUAUUCUCGCCCGAUGGCUAUCGUAUUGCCUCCAGCUCGGGUGACAAUACGGUGCGAUUGUGGGAUGUGGAGACAGGAAAGCAGGUCGGUCAGCCGCUUGUAGGUCAUGCAGACCCAGUUACAUCCAUCGCAUUCUCGCCGGAUGGUCGCCGCAUUGCAUCUGGCUCAGCUGACAGGACAGUCCGAUUGUGGGGUGCAGGAUCAGGGGAAGCUACUGUGCAGCCAGUCGAGGGACACGCAGACGCGGUCAUGUCGGUUGCGUUCUCGCCAGAUGGUUGCCGUAUCGCAUCUGGCUCGGGCGACAAGACAGUACGAUUAUGGGAUGCAAAGACAGGCAAGCAGAUUGGACAGCCGCUUGAAGGACAUACGAGCCGAGUCAACUCCGUUGCAAUCUCGCCACAUAGUCGUCGUCUCGUCUCUGGCUUGGAGGAUCAGACGGUACGAUUAUGGGAUGUAGAGACAAAAGAGCAAAUUGGGAAGCCACUUCAAGGACAUACAGACGAGGUUUGGUCUGUUGCAUUCUCUCCAGAUAGCCGUCGUAUUGUGUCUGGCUCUGAGGAUGAGACAGUACGAUUGUGGGAUGCAGAGACAGGCGAGCAGAUUGGAGGGCCGCUUGAAGGACAUGAAAGCCGGGUCUUAUCGGUCGCAUUCUCGCCAGAUGGUUGUCGUAUCGCAUCUGGCUCGGAUGACAAGACAGUACGAUUGUGGGAUGUAGAGACAGGCAAGCAGAUUGGACAACCGCUUGAAGGACAUACAAACUGGGUCAUUUCGGCCAGAUUUUCACCGGACGGUCACCGUGUCGUAUCUGGCUCGAAAGACUGGACGAUACGAAUGUGGGAUGUAGAAACGGGAGAGAAGAUUGGACAGCCAUUUAUCGGGCAUAGUGGCGAUAUCAACUCGGUCGCAUUCUCCCCGGAUGGCGGUCGCAUUGUAUCAUGCUCGGACGACCGGACGGUACGAUUAUGGGAUGCAGAGACAGGAGAGCAAAUUGGGCAGCCACUUAGAGGACAUACAGACUUUGCCACAUCCGUCGCAUUCUCGCCAGAUGGCUGUUCUGUUGUGUCUGGUUCGAGUGACACGACUGUGCGGCUGUGGAAUUUGACCAGUGAAAACCUCGAUCUGCUUCCUAAUCUCCACUCCGUAAUUGACGGCGAUGGAUGGUUGCUCACACCAGAUGGCAAGCCGCUUUUCUGGGUUCCGGCUCAGUUUCGCACCGGCCUUGUUCGACACGGAUGA